AAAACAGUGGCGCCCAUUCUCUAUUCACAACACUUCCACGGAACUAACAGAGACAAAUAAACAACAACAACAACAACAAAAAAAAAAAAAUUAAACUUGAAGUUACACUCCGGAGUGUUUAUCUAUUAAAUAAGCAGAGCAGAGGUUUCAUUUAAACACAGAGAGGGGUGAAAGUGCUUUGACCUAGCGUUAGUUUUGCAUAGAGUGCGAAAAUGGUUGUUAUGUCAAAAAAACCAAAGACUUUCAAGAUUGAGUUCCGCGAUUCCAGCAAGGCUUUUUAUUGCAGUGGGGAUAAAGUGGCAGGACGAGUGGUGGUGGAGGUGUCCGAGUCUACCCGAGUAACUGCCCUGAGACUGUAUGGAAUCGGCUGCGCCAAAGUGGAGUACAGUAAGGGAAAGCAGCGCUGUAAGGAUGCCAUAGAUUACCUCAAGUAUCAAGAUGUUCUUCACCUGGAUCACCAACCAACAGACUCGGAUGGCUCUGUUAUUCUCAGACCUGGAAAUACAUACGAGUACACGUUUGGGUUCGAGCUUCCCCAGUCAGGGCAGCUGGUGUCCUCAUAUAAAGGCAAAUUUGGUUAUGUUGAGUACUAUGUGAAAGCGGUGAUGGAGAAGCCCUGUCACUCAGAUGUAGAGUGCAAGAAGUUUUUUGAGGUGGAGGAACCGAUUGAUGUCAACACCCUGGAUCUUAUGACUCCUGCCUCUGGAGUGAAGGAGAAAAAGCUGACCUGCAUGUUCAUUCCUGAUGGCAACGUGUCAGUCACAGCAAAGAUUGACCGUAAAGGCUACUGUGUAGGAGAAAACAUCUGCAUUGAUGCCAAAUUUGAAAACUCCUGCUCCCGCAUCAUCAUCCCCAAAGCUGCCAUUAUUAUCACACACACCUAUCGUGCCAAUGGCCGCACUAAGGUGCUCCGUGAAAAGAUCUCAGCUGUCAGGGGCAAUCAUAUCAUCUCUGGCAUGUGUGACAUAUGGCAGGGCAAAACCUUCCGAGUGCCUAAACUAAGACCCACCAUCUUGGGCUGCAACAUCAUCCAUGUGGACUACACACUGAUGAUUUACGUGCACAUCCCAGGAAGUGACAAGCUAACCCUAGAGCUGCCUUUGGUCAUCGGGACAAUCCCCUUUACUGGCUUUGCCAGUCGUAGCAGCAGCAUGAGUAGUCAAGUAGCGAGCUCAGCAGCUUCCAGCAGCCUGCCGUCCAUGCCCUCUGCUCCACCUAGUUACAGUGAAAUACCUAUACAUGACAGCUUGGACCCAUUCAUCACACCAUUGCUAAAUGAUUACGGUGAAGAUGACAGUCCUAUCUUCAUGCACGCCAGAGAGUACCAUCAGAUGCCCCCUCCAGCCUAUACCGAGGUGCAAGAAGGAUGCAAUAGCAGAGGCACUGCAUUUGAGUCAUAUUAAACAAAUACAGCUGCAAAAAUCUUCAAAACACAUUAACAUUUCUGUUCAUUUGCUAAUACAUUGUUGCAAAAUGGGGAAGUCUCCUUAUGUAAUGUAAUACAAAAGGAUGAUGUACAUGAGAAGUAGCUUCUUGAGAACAGCAUUAGAAUGAAGUGCCUGAUUUGUGUUUUCUGAUUAUUUCUGGGGUAUCCUCAGUAUUUAGACCGGAAAGGUUUUUAUUUCCAGAAGAAAGUUGAGCUUUGCCAUAUUGGUGUAAUGAUAAACCUGCCUUUAUAAUCAUUCCAGAUCAUAUUCUAAAAAAAAGAUCAUUAGGACUGGUACAAAUCAGUGUGAUGGUGGGAAUACAGUGUUGUUGUUUUUUACUGUAAUAUAUCAAAUUAGAGUUACAAGGAAUUUCAGACUGCACCUUUGAAGAUAUAUACAACUUUGUAUCAGAGUUAAUGGUUUGUUUUCAUUUUGCUAUAAGAUUGAACUUUAAUUUAAUCAUUAACAUGAUAACAGUAUGUUCUAGAAAUUUACUUUCAUUAUAGAAAUUACACUCACAAUAAUAUAAAAGAGUGCCUGUAAGUACGUUUUGCUUUAGGAAUUUGACAAUUAUGUUAUUAAUGUAUUUUUUCUGUUCAUAUUUUAUACAUACAGCUAUAUUUGUACAUACAUACAUAUGUGCC
Molecule: messenger RNA, 2071 nt
Organism: Hemibagrus wyckioides
Lineage: Eukaryota; Metazoa; Chordata; Actinopteri; Siluriformes; Bagridae
Gene: txnipb
Product: thioredoxin interacting protein b
Exons: 6
Coding region: 213-1403 (396 amino acids)
Biological process (GO): protein transport
Cellular component (GO): cytoplasm
Molecular function (GO): ubiquitin protein ligase binding
Source: RefSeq, a predicted model, not a curated record